Molecule: messenger RNA, 1209 nt
Organism: Closterium sp. Naga37s-1
Lineage: Eukaryota; Viridiplantae; Streptophyta; Zygnematophyceae; Desmidiales; Closteriaceae
Source: the annotation of a GenBank genome assembly
AUGGAACACCUCCAGCGCUAUGAAGAGGAGCAGAUGAGCCAGCUCCGCUAUUGGUCACGUGCUCCCGCCAGAGCUGACGUGGCGCAUCCAGAUCCUCUCGCUGCUGACGUGGACGAUCUGUUGGAGAUUGCAGCGGCAAUAAGACAAGUGGAUUCGGAUAAGAGCCUUGCCAGCCAAGUCAGCGACACGGGGAGCCAGCGAUUGCAGCUGACUCAGCAGCACCAGCCAACGCAUGGAGGACACGUGGCAGCGGCAACAGCCUCGGAGGCGGCAAGGAGUGGGAUGGAUGAGGAGAGGAGUGCACGGAGCAGUGAGAGGGGAGGGGCCGUGGGGCAGGACAACUGGGGCGAGGGGGUGGUGGUGCAUGCUGGGAGCAUGGGAGGCGCGGUGGGAGCAGCAGCAGCGACAGCCGCUGCGACUGAAGCUGCAGCGGCGCUCAUUCGACCCCGUGGGCUGUACGCUGCCGGCCAAUCAGGGCGCAGCUUUGGGGCAGGCUUGGCUCAAGCUUUGCUGUACAGGACUAGGAGCGAGUGUGGACGUGUGGGGGAUGGGGGUAGGCGUGUGGGGAGUGAGGGCGCUGCUUCUCCUAGCCUCUCUGCCACGGGGUCAGCACACACUGCUGCCACGUCAGCAUGGGAAAGCUGUUCCGAUGGGUCAGUGGGGGCAUUAGAGAGUGCCCACGAGGCUCUGGGGCGGUGGGGGUCGGAGGGCGGGUAUGUGACGCGGAGGGAGAUGCAUGCAGUGCUGGCAGGCAUGGCUCAGCUGCAACACACUGUGGAUGGUGUGCUCCUGCACCUGCAGCAGCAGCAGCAGCAACAACAACAACAGCAGCAGCAAACGGGGCAGACACAGCAGCAGCAAUCUUCAGGGGCAGCAGCAGGCAGGAGCAGGGAUCCAGGCAACGAGCAGCAAAGUCCGCAAGGCCAUGAGUCAUUACGGAGUGGGUCUGCAGUGCAGCAGCAUGGUUCAUGGGCAGGAGAGCAGGGCGUGGGGGGCAAGGAAGCACCGCUGCUGCUGCCGCUGCCUGCGGUGCUGCUGCUGUCCGCCCUGGUGGCCCUUGUCCAUGCGCUUUGGUCCACCUGCAAGUGGGGCGUGGGGCUCGUGUGGCCGCUGUGCCUGCUGCUGCCGCUCAUGCACCGCUUGGAGCACCACUGCCGCCUGCACUGCCAGCUUUGGAUUGGAGCUGUGGAUGGCCCGAACCGGGAAUGA